Messenger RNA from Myripristis murdjan (pinecone soldierfish), 3552 nucleotides. Its product is annotated as long-chain-fatty-acid--CoA ligase 1-like. Lineage: Eukaryota; Metazoa; Chordata; Actinopteri; Holocentriformes; Holocentridae. Gene Ontology annotation, biological process: long-chain fatty acid metabolic process. Gene Ontology annotation, molecular function: long-chain fatty acid-CoA ligase activity. The record is from RefSeq and is a predicted model, not a curated record. Bases 401 to 2497 code for a protein of 698 amino acids. The transcript is spliced from 21 exons. Gene Ontology annotation, cellular component: membrane; endoplasmic reticulum.
CCGGAAGAGCCUUAGCUUUUACCGCACGCGCGUGGUCAGGACUCGGUUGACUCGGCAACACCGGGGAGAGCGGCGCUGCAAACAGAUCCUCUCCUGGCCAGCUAUUCCCCUCAUUUGCCCCAUACACUCAUUAUCAUAACACACACACACACGCACUUUACCUCACCUCGCCUCAGGGCAUUCCUCCUAACCCCACCUCACCUCAGGGCUAAUUUAGGAUACUGUUAUUAAACACCCCUACACCACCCUGUUGCCAAAACAGAGCUACAGAGACAGACACACACAGACACAUAAUUAACGCACCCCCUGCAGGACCCACCCAUUCCUCCUGCCCCACUUUACACACCAAAGACUCUCAUCCCCAAACAUCACACAACGCCCUAUCUGCAGCGGCAGCAUUAUGCUGAGCCAGGAGUUACUGCAGAAGCUGCGAUUGCCAGAUCUGCAUGAUGUCCUUGAGUACUUGAGGAGUCUGUCCACCCCGAUGCUGGUCAGCAUGGGGGCAGUGGCUGCCAUGACAACCUACUACCUGACAACGCGGCCCAAGCCCCUCCCACCACCCUACAACCCAUAUAUGCAGUCAGUCGAGGUUCAGGGAGGAGAGUUUGCACGCCGGUCCCCUCUUCAGAAGGGAGACAGUCACAUGACUUAUUUCUAUGACGAUGCCAAAACCAUGUAUGAGUUCUUCCUCAGAGGUGUCCGAGUCUCCAAUAACGGUCCCUGUCUUGGCUCAAGGAAACCAAAACAGCCAUAUGAAUGGAUGACCUAUAGAGAGGUAUUGGACAGAGCAGAGAAUCUGGGUUCAGCAUUUCUCCACAGAGGACAUUCAAAGACUGCAGACCCACACAUUGGCAUUUUUGCUCAAAACAGGCCUGAGUGGACCAUCUGUGAGCUGGCCUGUUACACCUACUCUCUGGUGUCAGUUCCUCUGUACGAUACACUGGGGACAGAGGCCAUCUCCUACAUUGUAGACAAAGCCACCAUCUCCACCAUAUUGUGUGAUGUGGCUGAUAAAGUCAGCCUGGUACUGGGCUGCGUCAAAGACAAGAAACACUCAUUGAAGACCAUUGUUUUAAUGGAGACUCCCAGCAGCGAGCUGGUCAACCAGGCGCGCCAGGCGGGGAUCGAGAUCCUCACCAUGCAGGAGAUGGAGGAGAUCGGCAAGGCCAACCAUCACCAGCCAGUGCCUCCGCAACCUGAGGACAUGGCUAUCAUCUGCUUCACCAGCGGAACCACAGGAAACCCAAAGGGAGCCAUGUUGAGUCAUAGGAAUAUUGUGUGCAACUGUUCCGCCUUCAUCAGCCUCACUCAGGUCCAUUGUCCAUUUAGCUCCAGUGAUGUCCAUAUAUCCUACCUUCCCCUGGCUCAUAUGUUUGAGAGAGUAGUAGAGGGCGUGAUGCUGGUGCACGGGGCCCGGAUCGGCUUCUUUCAGGGGGAUAUUCGUCUGCUGAUGGACGACCUGAGCACACUGAAACCCACUGUCUUCCCUGUAGUACCCAGACUCUUAAACAGAAUGUUUGACAAGAUCUUUGGGCAGGCUAACACCUCGUUGAAGCGCUGGGUGCUGGAAUUUGCCUACAGGAGGAAGGAGGCAGAGCUGAAGAACGGCAUUGUCAGGAGAAACAGUAUCUGGGACCGACUUAUCUUCAGGAGGGUCCAGGCCAGCCUUGGUGGUCACGUGCGUCUUAUGCUAAUAGGAGCUGCUCCCAUCUCGCCUACUGUCCUGACCUUCAUGAGAGCUGCAUUGGGCUGUCAGUUCUAUGAAGGUUAUGGACAAACAGAGUGUACUGCUGGAUGCACCAUGACCAUGCCUGGGGACUGGACUGCAGGUCAUGUUGGCGCUCCUCUGCCCUGUAACUCAAUUAAACUGGUGGAUGUGGCUGAGAUGAACUACCUGGCUGCUAAUGGAGAGGGAGAGGUGUGUGUGAAGGGACCCAAUGUGUUCCAGGGGUAUCUGAAAGACCCAGAGAGGACCAAGGAGACCAUCGAUGCAGAUGGAUGGGUUCACACUGGAGACAUUGGGAAGUGGCUGCCUAAUGGCACUCUGAAGAUCGUGGACAGGAAGAAGCACAUCUUCAAGCUAGCACAGGGGGAGUACAUCGCUCCAGAGAAGAUAGAGAACAUUUAUGUGCGGAGCGAUGCAGUGGCUCAGGUCUUCGUGCACGGAGACAGUCUGCAGGCGUGUCUGGUGGCAGUGGUUGUUCCUGACCCCGACUUCCUGUCUGGCUGGGCUAAGAAGACCCUGGGACUGGAGGGCAGCUACCUAGAGCUCUGUGGCCAACCGGAAGUGAAGGCGGCCAUCUUGGAGGACCUGGUGCGGCUCGGCAAGGAAGGAGGCCUCAAGUCCUUUGAACAGGUGAAGGCCAUCUGCAUCAACACUGAUCUUUUCUCGGUGCAGAACGGCCUGCUCACCCCGACCCUGAAGGCCAAGAGAGCUGAGCUACGGCAACGCUUCAGGUCCCAGCUAGACGAUCUGUACGCUGGGAUCAAAAUGUAGGGGAGUGAAGUAAAGACAACCCACAGGGCGAAGAGCUUCACCAACAGAGAGUUAAGCUCUAAAGAGGAAGAGGAGAAGGAAGUACAAGGGAAAGCAGACAUACAGAAUAAGAAGACCAAAAGGAUUCACCAGCCACUUUAUUCUUGUCAGGGAUUAAUACUGGAAACAACAAGAAGACGUACUGGUGAGAUCAGGUCGAUUCACAGCCUUGAAAAGGAAAUCUCAUAGUAAUAGAUAAUAAAUACUAAUAGAGCAGAAUAGGGAGGGUGAAAAGCUAUGGGCACAGAGUAGAAUCUACACAGAGUAACUAAAUCUUACACAGAAGUGAAUCUGUCCAUUAAUGAAGUGGUUUUAUCUAGCCUAUGUACAGUUUAGGAUACACUAAGGUGUUGAUUCCAGUCAGAUGAACUGUGAUGUUAUCGGCAUGAAGGGCUUUUUAAAGGGAAACACGACAGUGCUGCUGCGUUGGAGCAGACAUCUCAGGACCGCCACAUGGCACCUUUUACCUUCUAGGAUGAAGAGGGAAGACUCAGGCCGCCAUCCCGGCUUCAGACUCAGUCAAACUGUUGGAUUGCAAGCCAUACCGUUCACACGCACACACACGCACGUCCAUGUAGCAGGGGAUAUGUUUGCUGUUCAGUUCUUAGGGUAUUGUGUUUUUCAUGUUAUGCUGUAAGAGCUUCUUAGCCAUGUUACAGAUCACGUGAAUAUACACACACACACACACACACACACACAGAUACUCCACAGGAUCUCACUCUACACACACGGCUGCUGUGUUCAUUUAUUUAUGGUGGUAAUGAAAAAAGGGAAGGUUAUGUUGAAGCCAGUCAUAAAUUAUUAAUGUUUUAAGGGUGUCAUUUUUGAGAAUGAUGUUCCAGAUGUUUCAGAGUAAUAUUGUGCAGGGAUUCUCACGUUCUCAUGAGAUCCCGUUGAAUGCUUGUGAUUUAAUCUCAUACACAGUACAUUGUCUACGGUGGUGCUGUAAUUUGCUUUUACUGUACACUGAUUUUGUGUGUUUUGUAACAAUAAAUUGGAAUUUUACAUCACCUGAA